Messenger RNA from Cokeromyces recurvatus, 1809 nucleotides. RefSeq names its product kinase-like domain-containing protein. Gene Ontology annotation, molecular function: protein serine/threonine kinase activity; ATP binding. Bases 1 to 1809 code for a protein of 602 amino acids. The transcript has 2 exons. Gene Ontology annotation, biological process: protein phosphorylation; intracellular signal transduction. Gene Ontology annotation, cellular component: cytoplasm. Lineage: Eukaryota; Fungi; Mucoromycota; Mucoromycetes; Mucorales; Mucoraceae. The record is from RefSeq and is a predicted model, not a curated record.
AUGUCUUUUGAACAACAACAACAACAACAGCAGCAGCAGCAGCAACCACCUAUCGAACAAAAUAAUAGUUUACAUAUAAGCUUUAGUCCAGAUAUAAUGGAUAAUUAUGAAGAAAAUUCUAAUUAUUAUGCUCCACUUACUCAAACCAUCAGUAACAACAACGACAUCAUCGUCUCUCCUUCUAAUUCUCAACUUGACUAUACUAAUUUCCCAACUACUACCUCAUUUCGUCCAACGAUAGACAAUUAUUCUUUAUCUCAUGAUAUUAAUGAUCAAUCGGGCUCUCAUGACUCGGAAAAAAUUGUUGAAGUUUCGCCUAAUGAACGUUAUGUGAAACUCAAUACUUUACUCGGUAAGGGGGCUUAUAAAGUCGUCUAUAAGGCUAUUGACCGAGAGGAAGGGUAUGAGGUCGCUUGGAAUACAAUGCAACAGACUUUACAUUCUCCAAACAACAAGGACCUCGAACACGAAAUUCAAAUUCUAAAGUCAGUUCGUCAUCCAAACAUCAUUGCAUUUCAUGAUGCCUGGUAUGGUGACAAUGAAUUCAUCUUUAUUACUGAACUUAUGACGUCGGGAACCUUGCGUGAGUAUAUCAGGAAAUUGACUCCUUUACCCAACCUCAAGAUCAUCAAACGUUGGUCACGCCAGAUUUUAAAAGGUUUAGCUUAUUUGCAUGGUCAUAACCCACCCAUUAUUCAUCGGGAUAUCAAGUGUGAUAAUAUCUUUAUUAAUGGAGCACAUGGUGAAGUGAAGAUUGGUGAUAUGGGUACAGCAGAGAUGAAAUUAGGUAAGAAAUAUACAUUGAUCGGAACUCCCGAGUUUAUGGCCCCAGAAAUGUAUGAGGAACAAGGGUAUAAUGAAAAAGUCGAUAUUUAUGCCUUUGGAAUGUGUUUAUUGGAAAUGGCCACUGGGGAAUAUCCUUAUGGAGAAUGUAAGAAUGCUGCUCAAAUUUAUAAAAAAGUGUCAGCGGGCGUUAAACCUGUUUGUUUAAUGAAAGUACAAAACCCUGAAGUCUUAAGUGUCAUUGAAAAUUGCCUAAGUAGUGAAGAUGAACGUAUGUCUGCACAAGAGAUUCUAGAACAUUCAUUUUUAGCUGUCGAACCAGAUGUCGUUCUCCUCGCCGCUGAUCCAGAUAAUGUUCAUCUUACGUUACAAGUCGUUUUCAAAGGGAUGGAUAAACUUUCUGUUAAAUUUGAUUUCAAUGUAGAGUCUGAUACAGCAGAGGAAGUGGUGCGAGAGAUGAUUGAAGAACAAGUUUUACCAGAACGUUAUCAACAUCAUAUCACAAAGGAAAUCAAUCGUAUCUUGAGAGAUAUCGAUAAACCAUCCGAGUCAGAACAGGCAGAACAAGUCAGAAGGUCAGUUUGGCGAAGGGAAAGUGAUAUCCGCAGUGAAUUAGAGAGAACACGUCAGGAUUUGAAUCAUGCUACGGAUCGUGUACAUGAGAUUGAACAAAAAUGUGAAGAUUUUGAAAAUAGGGCAAGGGCGGCUGAAAAUCGAUAUCGUGAAGCUCUGAGGAAUUUAAGAGAUCUGGAGGAACUAAGAUCACCCACUUCUACACUUGUGGAUGAUGAAUACCACCUUACAAAGAAACCUUUGUUAUCGGAUACCUUGGCUAAUAUGACCAUUUCAUCUAGUCAUAAUGGGCAUAUGCUGGAUGAGCGAGAAAGAGAAAGACUUGUAAAUCAUAUAUUAGAUGGUAAAUAUAUACUUUACAAUAGGAUUGAUUUCCUUUUCUCUCCUUCCCUCUCUCUCUCUCUCUCCAUAUACAUAUACAUAUACAUAUACAUAUAUAAAUUGUAUAUCUAA